Triplophysa rosa is the source of this 1145-nucleotide messenger RNA. RefSeq names its product protein FAM107B. Gene Ontology annotation, biological process: regulation of actin cytoskeleton organization; actin filament bundle assembly; actin filament polymerization. Lineage: Eukaryota; Metazoa; Chordata; Actinopteri; Cypriniformes; Nemacheilidae. The coding region runs from base 109 to 675 and encodes 188 amino acids. Gene Ontology annotation, cellular component: synapse; neuron projection; stress fiber. The record is from RefSeq and is a predicted model, not a curated record. The transcript has 4 exons.
UCUCCCCUCUUGUUCCUCUCUUUGCUUUCAUCGACGACCCCGACACACAGUUUCCCAGCAUGCAGCAGGAUCUUUGGCUGAGGUCCCUUCUUGAUACCUGUGUGUGCAAUGAGACCAGCCACUGCACAAGCACUCGUGACAAGACCAUCCGAACAAGACCUGAAAAAUGCCUUAUCCAAUAGUGUCACCACCGGGCACAACCACGUCUCCAACUCAACCCGAGCAGAACAAUCCAGAGCGAAACCAUCCGCAGACACAUUUAAUAGUAGUUCUUUGCAUCAUCAUGGCCAUCAUCGAGAAAAUGCAGAUAAAUGUGAUGUUGUCGAGGGACCCUGGAACCUCAACAACCCAGUGAAAGCUUCACGAAGCCACCAGGAACUUCACAAAGAGCUGUUGCUGACCCACAAAAAAGGGCUGGUGGUGUGUUGUAAACCAGAGCUUCAGGUGGUUCUAGAGAGGAGGAAGAGAGAACAGACCCAGAAAGAGGAGGGAGAGCAGAGCAGGAGUCCUCUGGAGCAAGUCCUUCUCAAACGCCAGCAGAAACAUCAGGAGAUGAUGAUGGAGAAGGAAGAGGAGCAAAAGGUACGGGAGGAGGUUCAGCUCUUGGAGUUUGUGCGAGUGAGACAGAACCUGAAGAAAGUCCAUUCUGUUCUGCAUAAGAACAUUCACCCCUGAGUGCACAACAUGACUCUGGUCUGAGUAAAGAAAUAAUUCAUCUGGCCAUGCAACAACUUUAUUUUGGAAUAAUGUACAUAGUGUUUUCAUGAUAUCUGAUUGUUCUAGUCAUUUUAAAUCUGUAUUUUUCAUUUCGAACCAGCUUUUUGUUUGUGUUCUGAAAGGUGUACUCCCUUGCAAAGAUUUCCCAUGGAAACGAUGAAACAAAUACUAAAGUUACUACAGUUAUUAACUCUGUUUAAAGUAGAUCCUGUAUUAACAUAUCAUUUUAGAGCAAUGUAAGAGGGUCUCAGAUUGUUUAUUGUAGAAACGUAUUACAAAAAAAUAUAGUACAUUCAUAGUGGUGGUAAUAGAUGACAAUGCCACGAUUAAAGGGAUAGUUUACCCCAAAAUAAAAAUGCUGUCAUCAUUUUUUACCCUUUAUUUGGUUAACUGUCCCUUUAAUUAAUGCAUGCUUAAAAUAAUUUCAU